Sebastes umbrosus (honeycomb rockfish) is the source of this 2045-nucleotide messenger RNA. RefSeq names its product solute carrier family 22 member 4-like. Gene Ontology annotation, molecular function: transmembrane transporter activity. The coding region runs from base 172 to 1851 and encodes 559 amino acids. Lineage: Eukaryota; Metazoa; Chordata; Actinopteri; Perciformes; Sebastidae. The record is from RefSeq and is a predicted model, not a curated record. Gene Ontology annotation, cellular component: membrane. Gene Ontology annotation, biological process: transmembrane transport. The transcript has 10 exons.
UCCCAGCAGGUGAAGCUGGGGUAUAUAAACCAAAAACCCAGGUUAAUGAAUCAUAUGCAUGUCAUAGAGCAGUAGAGCUUUAUCUCUCUUGUGCCUAUCAGUACUGACGUAGUGUCUGCUUGUCUUUUUUCCUUUUUUUCUUUUUUAAAUAUCACCGAUUUUGGUAAGGUAAUGGGCAGCUUGAAAAUUAGAGAUUAUGACAGCAUCACAUCUUUUCUUGGAACUUGGGGACCCUUUCAGCGAAGGAUUUUUUUAGCACUGGCCAUCAGCAUCCUCCCAAAUGGGUUUUUUGCCGGCUAUAUAGUAUUUGGAGGUGUUACACCUCCUCACGAGUGCUACAUCCCUGAAAACUACAGCAUCAGUGAGAUGUGGAGAAAUGUGACGGUCCCAGUAGAGACGGUCGAUGGCAUUGCAAAGCGCAGCUCUUGCUCAAGGCUUAACCUGGAAAUUGUCAGAAGCUACUCUCAAAAUAACAUCAUCCCAAAUGUGGAUGUGAAUGUGAGUGACAUUCCUUUGGAGAGCUGUCUGGACGGGUGGACAUACAGCAAAGAAAUCUACCAGUCAACCAUCGUCACUGAGUGGGACUUGGUAUGUGAGAAUGGAUACAAAUCUCCGCUGGCCACUUCCAUCCAAUACAUUGGUGUGCUAGUGGGAGCGAUUCUCUCAGGCCAGAUGUCUGACAGGUUUGGAAGGAGACCAGCACUCUUUCUCAUGAUGAUUCUUCAGACUGUGGCGAUCACGGCACAGAUAUUUUCGCCGAGCUGGGAGAUCUUCACCUUCAUUUUCUUUUUCGUGGGUGCAGGGGGAUACUCCAACUAUAUCAUUGCAUUUGUGCUGGGUACAGAAAUUCUGAGCCCAAAAUCCAGAGUGGCCUUCUGCUCCCUUGGGGUUUUUAUGGCCUCAGCUUUGGGUUACAUGGCAUUGCCAGCUGCGGCUUACUUCCUCCGUGAUUGGCGAAUGCUGCUGAUUCCCAUGGCGGCCUCUAGCCUGAUCUAUAUCCCUCUAUGGUGGUUAGUCCCAGAGUCUCCUCGCUGGCUGCUCUAUCAGGGGAGAGUGGAGGAGGCUGAGGCCAUCCUGAGAGAUGCUGCCAAGAGUAAUAAUAUAGAGGCUCCACAGGACAUUUUUACACAAGCUGAGAUCGACGAUGCACUGGCUAUGAAAGACAAGAAAUACAACAUUUUGGUUAUCACGAGCAGCUGCAACAUGUUCUCUGUGACAUUACUGUGUUCAUUUCUGUGGACCAUCAUCACAAUGGGCUACUAUGCUUUAGUACUCAACACUUCAAACCUGCACGGCGACCCGUACAUAAACUGCUUCUUGUCUGCCGUGGUGGAAGUGCCGGCUUACAUAAUUGCCUUGUUACUUCUCCAGUUCUGCUCCAGGCACUUCUGCCAAUCUUCUACACUCUUCCUUGGAGGCGUUAUGAUCCUCUGUGUUCACCUCAUCCCAGUAGAUUUACAGAUUGUGCCUGUGAUUCUUGAGAUAUUGGGGAAAUUCGGCAUGACAUCUGCAUUUUGUGUGGUGUACACUGUCACAUCAGAGCUCUUCCCCACUGUUAUCAGAAAUACAGCAAUGGGGUGUUGCUCCAUGGCUGCUCGCAUUGGAACCAUCAUGUCCCCCUUUGUCAUUUAUCUGGGACAAUACUACAAGGCACUCCCAUACAUGUUGAUGGGAGGUUUCGCUCUUUGUGGUGCCUUCUUAUGUUUGCUGCUGCCAGAAACUUAUAGGAGGACUUUACCAGAGACCAUAUCACAAAUGCAGCUGAUAUGCGGGAGAAGAAGAAAAAAAGAAAAGGAAGCUGAAAAUGGAGAGAGCGCGGCUGAUUAUCAGAGUAAAUCAACCAAGUUAUAGUGUCAAGUUAUGAAUGCAUUUGUAUUUUAGUUUUUUUCUCUAAAGCAUUUUACUCACCUAUUUGCUUAUGAAGAUAUUUUGUUUUAUGUGAAAUUAUGUUUUAUGUAUUUUUGUUUUGAAAUGUCCUAUAUUAUAACUUGCAUAUUUCGAAGUACGUUGUCAACCUGUUUUUAAAAAAUGAUCCAUAAAAACAA